This is a messenger RNA of Coccomyxa subellipsoidea C-169, 773 nucleotides long. RefSeq lists its product as hypothetical. The transcript has a single exon. The coding region runs from base 165 to 572 and encodes 135 amino acids. NCBI's taxonomy places the organism in Eukaryota, Viridiplantae, Chlorophyta, Trebouxiophyceae, Coccomyxaceae. The record is from RefSeq and is a predicted model, not a curated record.
UUAUCUGUGCUGAACGGUGCAACUUGGCGUGACAGAAAUCAAGAGCUGCCAGGCUGAUUUGGCGCGCUGCCCCGACUGCACACUCUGCAUGCAUUGCAAAACUCUCUGGCGGUCACAGGCGGGGAUGAAGCUCUGCUCCAUGAGAGCGUCGGAUCUGCGGGGAAAUGCCGGCGCAGCUUGAGUCGAUGACGUCGCUCACCUCGCUGAUUAUGUCAUCCCCGCGUGACUCAGCACGUUUCCGUAUCAGGCGCGACCUGGGCCCAAUUAUCCGCCUGCCCAAGCUGCAAAUUUUGAGCCUCGUGCACGGCUUAGAUAUCAAAGAGAUCCCCGCUUACCAGGUCUGGGAUGCGCGUUCCCUGUGCAUCCUGGGUCUGGCUUGGUAUGAGCUUGCUAAGAGAAAGAGCCAGCUAUGUGUAAAGCUUUUAGGGCAGGCUCGCAUGCGCAGCUGCGGUGUGAUACGGAAAAGGACAGAGCUCCCGGUGCAUUAUUGUUUCGGCAGACUGAAACGGCACGCCGGAGGAUAUGAAUGUGGUGCAGAGGCACAGGUGCGCGUCAGUGCAGCACUCGUCUAGAGGUGAAUAUGCGAUGUUGUGACUCUGUGAACCACUCAUUGAAGCUUGCAGGGUUGUGAAGAUUCUUAUAGUUGCACGGCAUAGGUCAACUGAAGAAUGCCACACUGGGAGACUUCUUAGUUCAGUCCCUAUUUGAGGUGAAUUAGGGACUGCAAGCAUUAUGAACAGACAAUCGGCGGUUUUUAAAUAUAUAAAUUUUUU